UCGAGCCGAGGCCGCGUGUCGGUGGAAAUUCGGGGUUAUCUACCUGGAUAAGCCAACUCCUACCUCAAUCUGAAUUACGCGUCGGGAAACUCGAGAAAAAUCUGACGAGCUAUGAACGUUAGAAUUCGCUUUGAAAACGCCAGGUUUUCUGCAUCGCCGUUCAGAAUCUGCUUUUUUUUCUUUUUUUUUUUUAACCCCCCCCCCUCCAAGGUCGCAGAACAGUUCCUUUGGGAACCUGAAACUUCAGGCUUGUCUGUAAUCCACAGUGUCCCUUUUACCCUUUCUUGCAAAACUUUCUGCUCCCGUGCUCCGUUGGUUAUGGUGACUGCUGCCUCUGGGCUGCUUCUUAAACGUUGCUCAUUUGGUAAAGCGCGACUUGCAUAUCUGAGCGAUGAUCAAAUAGGUUAUCUUUGGAAACCAUUAUUUGCAUGUGCCAGUUUUCUUUAGAAUCAACCUUUUAUCCUUUUCCUUUUACCAGAGGUAGGAGGGCCCCCCUCCGCCCCCCUGCUUGGGCAAGGGAUAGAGGUAGCUUUUGUCACAGCAGCCUACACAGAAACCUUAAUCUCCCCUGAGAGAAAGCUGGCUCUGUAAGGAAAGUGCAAGAGAGAAGCAAGAGAGAGCACCGGAUCUGAUCUCUACAGACAAGACUGUUUUAUUUAGAGAAAACAGCCAGGCUAGGGUGUAAGCUUAUAAGGAGGAUCCUAAGGAAAACAGACUGGGACCAGGUGCCCUUGAUAAGAAAAUUGUGGCUCUUUGUGUCCUUGUUCAGAAUAGGCUUCUUCAGCCAGGACUGUCUAAGGGAGGACACUCAGAAGGCCUCUGAUCCUUCAAGGCCAUCUAGGCUAAGGGGAGUACAUCAGUCAGGCAAGGGUGCCAAACUUCUUUACUGCUGAAACAAAAAACCAAGAGAUGCCUCAUUCCAUGAACAAAGAACUGAUGCUUGGCAUUAUGGUGGGAACUGCUGGAAUUAGCUUGCUGGUUUUGUGGUACCAUAGAGCCCGAAAACCAAGGGCAGCUUACAGUUUACCAAGAUGUCUUUCUCUUCACAAGACAUUUGAUUCAAUAACUUUGCCAGAUGAAGUGCAUAAUGAUGAGGAAACAGGGAUAAUAUUUCAAAAGAGGCAACUUCAGAUAUUGGAAAAGUUAAAUGAAUUGUUGACAAAUAUGGAAGAACUCAAGGAGGAAAUCAGAUUUCUUAAAGAAACGAUUCCAAAGCUGGAGGAAUAUAUACAAGAUGAACUUGGAGGGAAGGUAAUGGUUCAUAAGAUAAGUCCUCAGCACAGAGCAAGAAAGAGAAAGCUGGCGACAGUUCAAAGUUCAGCAACAAGCAAUAGCUCAGAGGAAGCAGAAAGUGAAGGCGGCUGCUGCAAAGAAGAUCAGAACUUCCAAUCAAAUAAUACUGAACAUCAUGUUACUGAAGACCACACGCAUCAUAAAGGCACAUUCAUUUUGCACCCCAAACAAGAUCGUGCUACUAUAACGUUACGUCCUUCUUCAAUAUAUAAGUCAAAUACAUCUUUUCACUCAUGUCUCUCUGGGAGGAGACAGUCAUUACUGUCAAAAUUUCGAAGCAACAGUACUUUGUCCUGGAGACAGCAAAGCAGAGUUAACUUUGAUUCUCAAGAAGAAUUACCUACCAGUGAUCUAAAGUCUUCCUCAGAUGCCACUAGACUCCGAAGACGCUCUUCCCGUAAACUAAGUGUAGUUUCCUACUACAGAAGUGCCACUUUCUUUGAUUUCCCAUCAAGUAAUCAGGACCUGUUUAGUGUAAAGGAAACUAAGGCCUUUACUGAAAAGUCAAAUCAUAGUGUUACACCAAAGCACAUAAGCUUCUCUCAUCCUGAACCUAACAGUAAAGGCUUUGAAACUUUUGAUGUCAAAGCUGUUUUUCCAAGUCAACAGAACACUAUUGACAAAGCCUCUUAUCAACAAAGCACGUCCUCCUUCUAUUCUCUCCCAAAAGAUAUUUCUUCUUCCAAUCAAGCAAAUACACUUGCCUCUAAUAUUCAAGACAGUCACCAACUAAAUAGAGCUUCAAAAGAUUCCCUUCAUCAUCACAGAUUGUUUUCAUCUUACAGAAAGGCCAGUAGCUUUACGACAGCUCAUCCUGAACUUAUCCCAGACUUCUAUGGAGAGGAAAACAUUGGUGCUUCACCUCAAGAUGAAGGCAAUAAAUCAUCUGCUACUGGGGUUGCUGAGAUAAGGUAUAUCACAGCUAAUACUGACACCGAAGAACAGAGUUUUCCAGUGUCUCAGGCACUUAACACACAUAUCGAAGAAUUAAAGCUGGACGUCCUCCUUCAGAAGGUAGAUCAGUUACGUUUAAGUCAUCAGUCUGGCAAAAUGCGGAGUUUUGAACUACUUUGUGACCACAAAGAAAAGUUUAAAGAUGAAAUAGAGUUUAUGUGGCGUCUUGUUCGAGCUUAUGGAGACAUGUGUGAGGAAUCUACAGACACACAAGAAAAGAAGCACUACGCUAAUAUUGGGAAAACCUUAGGAGAAAGAGCUGUUAGUAGAGCACCUCAGAAUGGAUACUGCCACCUGUGGUAUGCAGUUCUGUGUGGCCAGGUCUCUGAGUUUGAGGGCUUACAAAAUAAAAUCAACUAUGGACAUUGCUUCAAGGAUCAUCUAGAUAUAGCCAUCCAACUUUUACCGGAAGAACCCUUUUUGUAUUACCUCAAAGGAAGAUACUGUUAUACUGUCUCAAAACUCAGCUGGAUUGAGAAGAAAAUGGCCGCUACUCUAUUUGGAAAAAUACCAUCUGCAACUGUUCAUGAAGCUUUGUACCAUUUCCUUAAGGCUGAAGAACUAAAACCUGGUUAUUCUAUAUCCAACUACAUGUACUUGGCCAAGUGUCACAUAGAUCUUGAGAAAACUCAGGAUGCUUGGAAAUUCUGUAACUCAGCAUUACUACUUCCUGUUAUUACCAAAGAGGACAAAGAUGCACAAAAAGAGGUGAAAAAAAUAAUCACUUCCUUGAAGAGGAGGCCUGACUUUGGAUACAGCAAAGGAGAGUGUUCCUAAGAUGUGAACUGCUCCUGGCGGACCACUAAGGCCAGGCUAACAGGACACCUUCCACUCACUGACAAAGUACUCGAGCUGCUGACCUCUUGGGAGAUUUCACGGACAACCCCGGAAAACGGGAGUUCAGAUCCAGAACUUUGAAUGUCUUCAAAAGAUAAAAAUCCAAACUGUAUGUUACAAAUUCUCAAAAGAAAAUUAAAGAAGUAACCGAGUGUUACACUACAGUUUUAACAAUUAUGAUAGACCUUAUUAUUGCAUUGUUAGCUUGCCUUCUUACUACAUUAAAAAAAAAAUGGCUUUCAUUGUAAUUUGAACAACCAUGUCACUUGUCAGUGUCCAAAAGUUGUAAAAAUGUUUUUUUAUUUGAUAUUUUCAUACUUUUGAUUUAUGAAGAGCAAUGGUAUAAGCUGAAAGGGACCAUAAAUACAAUCUUCACCAAAUUUCUCAUUUUGCCUUUAAAUAGUGUAAGCUCUGGUGUGUGAGGAACAUGAUUGGGGGCAAAGAUUUGUACUGGUCAAGCCUGAACCUGGCUCCAGGCCUUGGCACCUCCUGUCUUCUGAGAUUCGCCUUGAGCCUAGACUUUUACAUUCUGUUGAUUGGAGUUAAUACGUCUGGCAUAGAGUGGGGCAUAGAAUAGUGAUUAAGUAUUCUCCCUCUAUCACGUCACUUCAUCCUCACACACUCACAGGAACUCUGGAGAAGGAACAUUUGACUUGACCUCAUGUGCAGAUCGGGAAGCUAAAAGCUGAGGUGUUAAAUGGUAUUCUUAGCCCAGCGUAAAAAAAGACUGAGAACUGGGAGAUGGCUCCAGAGUCCAUGCUGUGGUCUGGGCCACUGUGCAAUACCAGUGGCAAGUGGGGGAGAUGGAGGCAGCAGGGAUAAAAGACAAAACGUAGCGUGGGGGCGACACCUUUAGUCCUAGCACUUGGGAGGCAGAGGUGGGAGGAGCGUGAGUUUGAGGCCAGCCUGGGGUUAGAGAGUGAGUUCUCCGGGAGCCUGGGCUAGAGUGAGACCCUACCUUGAACCCCUAAAAAGCAGAAGAGCAGUGUAGGAAAGUGAAAAGAGGAAAAGGUUUGAAAAAGUAGAGAGGUAUCCUGAAGAAAUAAAAAAAAAAAAAAAGAGAGAGGGGGGAAGG
This is a messenger RNA of Jaculus jaculus (lesser Egyptian jerboa), 4159 nucleotides long. It is a transcript of the gene Rmdn2, whose product is annotated as regulator of microtubule dynamics 2. Gene Ontology annotation, molecular function: microtubule binding. Bases 910 to 3024 code for a protein of 704 amino acids. NCBI's taxonomy places the organism in Eukaryota, Metazoa, Chordata, Mammalia, Rodentia, Dipodidae. Gene Ontology annotation, cellular component: mitotic spindle pole; spindle microtubule; cytoplasm. The record is from RefSeq and is a predicted model, not a curated record. The transcript is spliced from 13 exons.